AUGAGAACGACUCGACGAGGAAAGAACGGGAAAGGAGUUGAUUUAGAGGCAGAUGGACGAGUAGAUGACCACGGACUCGUGCUUAUGGCGGUACUUGAUGAAAGUGGCGUUGUGCUCGUUGAUAAUGGUGUCGUUGUUGAGUCGACUGAAGAUUCUGAAGGUUUGAAUGAGGUUACCGUUCGUGUUGGAGGUGGUGUGCUUGGGGACUUUGAAUCGUGA
Anisakis simplex (herring worm) is the source of this 219-nucleotide messenger RNA. The record is from the annotation of a GenBank genome assembly. NCBI's taxonomy places the organism in Eukaryota, Metazoa, Nematoda, Chromadorea, Rhabditida, Anisakidae.